AUCAGCACAGUGAAGUUUCUGUUGUGAAAUCGUCAGUCUCUCUGUCUCACUGCAGCAAGAUGGCUUCAAAAGUAUGGUCAGAGGAUCGGUUCAGCUGUCCAGUAUGUCUGGAGCUAUUGAAAGACCCAGUCGCUAUUCCAUGUGGACACAGUUACUGUAUGGGGUGUAUUAAGAACUGCUGGGAUCACACUGAUCAUACAGGUGUCUACAGCUGCCCCCAGUGCAGAGAGACCUUUACCCCAAGGCCUGUUCUGCGCAGAAACACCAUGCUGGCCGAACUUGUGGAGGAAUUAAAGACAACAGGACUCAAUCCUCCUCCUGCUCAAAGUUAUGCUGGACCUGGAGAUGUGUCGUGUGAUGUCUGCACUGGGAGAAAGUUCAAAGCUGUGAAAUCCUGUUUGACGUGCCUGGCCUCUUACUGUGAAACACACGUCAAGCCACACUAUGAGGGGGCUGCUUUCAAGAGGCACAAGCUGAUCAAUGCUAUCGAAAAUCUGGAGCAGAAGCUUUGUGCUGAACACCAACGAGUUUUAGAGGUCUUCUGUAGAACGGAUCAGAUGUGUAUUUGCUGGUUGUGUACAGGCAAGGAACACAAGAACCAUGACACAGUCUCAGCUGAGACAGAAAGGACCGGGAAACAGAAGCAGCUGGGAGAGACACAGACAGAAAUACAACAGAGAAUCCAGGAGAGACUGAAAGAAAUUGAGAAGCUGAAACAGGCUGUGGAGUCAUUGAAAAGAUCUGCAUGCAUAGAAAUAAAGGAAAGUGAGAAGAUCUUUACUGAGCUGAUCAUAUCCAUUGAGAAGAUCCACACUGAGGUUAUUGAGCUGAUUGGAGCUAACGAGAAGGCUGCAGUGAAUCAGGCUGAAGGACGCAUGAAGAAACUGGAGCAGGAGAUUGCUCAACUAAGGAGGAGAAACGCUGAGCUGAAACAGCUUUCAGAGACAGAGGAUCACAUCCAUUUUCUGCAGAAUUUCCAGUCUCUCUGUGCCCCUCCUGAAGCUGGAGACUUACCCAGCGUUACUGUCAAUACAGACAUCUCUUUUGAGGCUGUGAGGAAAGCUGUAUCUGAACUUAAAGACCAUAUUGUGGACUUCUGCAAGGGGGAAUUAGUCAAAAUAACCAAAACAGUGAAUGAAGUUGCAGUUUACAGUCUGCAGGCUCCAGAGCCAAGCAGCAGAGCUGAGUUUUUAAAAUCUCCCCAGGCGCCCGUCCCCGUUAACCGCUCUUCAGACAGCAGGAGCAGCAACGGACAGUAGCAUGAUUUGUGUUCCAGGUAUUAUGUCAUUCCAGAAUCGGAGAGGAUUCCGCACCUCUGGGCGUGGAACGAGACGUGUACAGAGAAACAGGCUUUGGGGGACCCCUGGAAGAACUGCACAUGAAUCCUUAGACAACGACAGGGUAAUGGAUGGAAACAAAGACCACUUCCCUUCGAGAGUGACAUAGAAGGAACGUGGCAACCUGUGCAUUUGAUAAGCCAGAAUAAUACAAUGACUCCAGCACAGUUUGAACAAUUUCCUACUUGUGAUAUAACAGUGGGAGGGGUCCAGUAUGAAUCAAUAUGCAACCGAACUGUAAGCAGUAACGCGGCACUGGAGGUGGACUGUCUCUGGACGACAAAAAACUAUACCAAACAGUGACAACAGGAGCAAACUAAUACAAGAAGUCGAGAGUAAAAACGGCAGAAUGUGGGGGUGCACCCACGAUAAUAAUUGGACAUGUGUUAAUGUGACAGGGCAAAGGAUAGCGCACAGUGUGUGUAACGGUACUUGUGAAAAUACAUGGUAUAUGGGAGGUAUGAAGCCACAGUUCCACUCCACUCAAUGUCCCCCGUUAAUGCCAUUUCCCCCCAGACAGGUUGCUAGCUGUGGGGAGGGCAAAACCAUUUGUGAUGGGAGUAACCUGGUUGCAAACGUUGGUAAGAGUAAACAUUGAAGAUAUCUGACUCUACACCAAAAGGUGUGGUGAGUUUAGACUAUUAACUAAAAUAUUGAAUAAAACCUUUAAUCGUGAAUUGGAUACUUACCAACAUAAUGCAGGUGGCCGUCAGAGGAGGGGUCUGAUUGACGACAUUGCUGGGUGGUUCGGGGCUGUGAAUUCAGGCCUCAAUUCCAUAGAUAAUAUACAGCAGGACAAUGAAAACCAUGGCCAGUUUCUGAAAACAGGUGAUGCUAUUCAGAGAUUGGCCAUGGCUGAACAAAUGACUGGUGAAAGACGGUUGACACAAUAAUUGAAGAUGUAAAUUUGACAGCUUGGAGAGAACAGAUGUUACGUGGGAUAGCCAAGACCGGAUACUGAUAUGUACUGAACGAUGUGAUUAAGAUAUUUGUUUUAUUUAAUAGUGCCACAUGCCACCAGUCGGGUCCACCACAGUACCGGGAUAACGGUCAGUAGCCUAGGGGUAGUAAUUGGAACACGGGUUAUAGUCCCACAAAUAACAUGGGUUGAUCAGCGUGCCCAAAAUGCCACCCUGUACUUCAAAGCCACUGAGUGUAUUGAAUUUGGUGAUGCUGUUCUGUGUGACCGUGCUGGCAGCACUAACCUGUCAAUGCAAUUGAUGGAAGCAACGGUACACCCAAAGCUAGGGUAUGAAAGAUGCACUCAGAUGAGAAAUGGAACAUGGUGUGUAAUCACCUCAAGCAUGGGGGUGGGAAGUAGUGGCCAAGUAUGCCUCAUGUCGUCGGCUGUGUGUUUUCACCCGCAGGGAGUCGUGACUGUGGGACACCUGAGCAUGCACCCCACUCCACCUAUUAACAUCACAGGCAUUAUCGAAGAUGCUGAAGAAUGGAUGAAGACAAUUAAUCAUACAGCUCCCCAGGCACCCGUCCCCGUUAACCGCUAUUCAGGAAACGAACAACACUACCAGGCAGGGACAGACUUGGGCUACCAGGGUUUAUGGGAUGAGUAGGCGUUCCAGUCCUCCAUAUCCCCUUCUCAUGGAAACCGCUUGCAUCCGAGAUUGGACUUUGCUUUAAACUUUGUCGCUGUACUAAAUCGUCCACAUGGUAGAGAGAUAGCAUCCGUUUUAGAUACGGACAUAAGUGAUUUGUAAUCCUUUUUUUUUAUCAGUGUAUUCUUGUAUAAUCAAUUCCUGUAUUUUAGUGGUGGUCUGUUUGUUUUAUUGGAUUUUGUUUUCAUAUACAAAGCUUCAGACUUCAUUGUGUGUGCUUCGUGAAAGUGCUUUGUAUAUUUUAUCUUUGGUGUUUUUGAUUUGUUUUAUUGUAUUUUAUUUUAAUAUGCAAAGCUCCCGAUUUUAGACUACAUCAUUUUAUUGUUUUAAUAUUAUGUUAGUUGCUUUGUGUAUUUUUUGAUUUGCCCAAAAUAAACAUUUUAAAACUUA
Molecule: messenger RNA, 3340 nt
Organism: Acipenser ruthenus (sterlet)
Lineage: Eukaryota; Metazoa; Chordata; Actinopteri; Acipenseriformes; Acipenseridae
Product: E3 ubiquitin-protein ligase TRIM47-like
Exons: 9
Coding region: 60-1259 (399 amino acids)
Molecular function (GO): zinc ion binding
Source: RefSeq, a predicted model, not a curated record